Molecule: messenger RNA, 1865 nt
Organism: Chanos chanos (milkfish)
Lineage: Eukaryota; Metazoa; Chordata; Actinopteri; Gonorynchiformes; Chanidae
Gene: nup35
Product: nucleoporin 35
Exons: 9
Coding region: 35-985 (316 amino acids)
Biological process (GO): NLS-bearing protein import into nucleus; nuclear pore organization
Cellular component (GO): nuclear pore central transport channel; nuclear pore nuclear basket; nuclear membrane
Molecular function (GO): structural constituent of nuclear pore; phospholipid binding; nucleic acid binding
Source: RefSeq, a predicted model, not a curated record
AUUUAUUUAACUGCUUCGUAGUCCCUGGCGGUGGAUGGACUUGCAAGCCACAGAACCAAUGACACUAGGAUCCCCAACUUCCCCUAAGCCGGGACCGGGGGCCCAGUUUUUACCUGGGUUCCUGAUGGGGGACCUUCCAGCACCAGCUACACCACAGCCUCGGUCCUUUGGGUUGAGUGGCGGCGGGGCGGAAAUGAGAUCUCCUCUCAUCGCAGGUGGAUCGCCCCCCCAGCCUGUAGUGCCAACUCCUAAAGACAAGAGCGGAGCUCCCCCAGUGAGAAGUAUCUAUGAUGAUCUUGCUGGUCCAGGGGUUGGCAUGUCUCCUUUAAGCUCAAAGAAACAACUGUUUUCAGUAACACAGACGCCGUUAGGUGGAGUGCCGGUAACCCCUGCGACAGCUUCCAGUCUGUUCAGUCCAUCUAGUAUGGGCCAGCAGAGGAAGUCAACCCUGUCGUCCACCCUGUCGCCGGCCCAGGUCGAUCCAUUUUUCACACAAGGAGAUUCACUGUCAUCUGAAGAUCAACUCGAUGAAACCUGGGUCACAGUUUUUGGCUUCCCCCCUGCGUCUGCGUCAUACAUUCUCUUGCAGUUUGCACAGUAUGGAAACAUUUUAAAACAUGUCAUGUCUAAUACAGGCAACUGGAUGCAUAUUCAAUAUCAAUCCAAACUCCAGGCACGAAAAGCUCUGAGCAAAGAUGGGAAGAUUUUUGGAGAUGUUAUUAUGAUUGGUGUCAAAGCGUGCAUCGAUAAGAGUGUCAUGGACAGCUCCGAUAAAGCUGCCUCCUCUAGUGUGGUGUUCACCCCUCCACUGAAGGUCACCGGCACUCCCAGCCAGCCUGUGUCUACACCUCGCUCUGCAAUGAGACCCCUCAGUGCAGCCUACAAGGCCUCCAGCAGUGACUACCAGGUUGUCUCAGACCGACAGACCCCAAAGAAAGAUGACAGUUUUGUAUCAAAAGCAAUGGAGUACAUGUUUGGCUGGUAAAACCCUUUACCACCAAAGUUAGUUUGGAAGAGACUGAACCACAGACAACAGCAUCAGUCUCCUACACCGCUCAGACCCAGGAAGCCUGGUCAUCGUCCUGUCUCUGAAUACAGCUAUUGGGUAAACAGUAAGCACUUGACUGGGUGGUGUAUCGCUCCAUAGCCACCAGUUGGCUCUUUAACAAUGCCACAGACUGCUUCCCCUUUCUGCCAGUCGUUACCCUCUGGUGUCUUGUCCUCUGAGGUUCAGAGUGAAUGUACUCUGUAACAUCACAGCCAACACUACCUGCCAGUAUCCCCCAGUUACUGACUUUACAUGCCUGCUGUCUACUGAGGGAUACGCAGCGGACAGUCCUGAUGCACAGUGUGAGAAUCAGGACUCAGAUAGUCAGAUAAUCAUAUGAUGUUUUACAACUGAUCGUUACUGUCAGAAAUGUGAUGAAAAAUCCAUUCUCCAGGGCCACAUCUCCUGCAUACAACAUGUUACAUACUCCCACAUAUUAACACAGACCAAACCCCACAAAGGUCUGAUGAUAGAAAUUAGCCAUUACUGGGGACGAGGAGAGAGUUACUGGGCCAAAUCCAGUGAAGGAAAUAAGACCUGCAGCUAAUACAGCCCCUGAGAACCAGUACUGCAGCUGUGUCCUCGAUUCUAAUGAUCUGAUCUGCUCUUAAGUAUCUACACUGGUGAUUGAUUAGGUGAAUAAUCAGGUUGUCCAGAAUAAAAAAGUAUUGUUGGACUGAUUUGCCUCAAAUAAGCAAAAAGAGGAUUUUAAAAUGUCCUACUUGAUUUCUGUGCAUUAUGAGUUGUCUUUUUUGAGUGGUUUUCUGAGAGACUGUGAUUCAGCACGACUGUUCUUUAUUUCUGUAUGUUGAAAUGC